This is a messenger RNA of Trematosphaeria pertusa, 1077 nucleotides long. RefSeq lists its product as uncharacterized. NCBI's taxonomy places the organism in Eukaryota, Fungi, Ascomycota, Dothideomycetes, Pleosporales, Trematosphaeriaceae. The coding region runs from base 132 to 779 and encodes 215 amino acids. The transcript has a single exon. The record is from RefSeq and is a predicted model, not a curated record.
UGCCGAUCGCGGACAUGGACCCACUUCCAAAAUGCAGCAACACCGUUAUCCCUCGGAUUUUUCACAAUUGUUCCACGCCGUUUCCAUGACAGCCAACGAGAAGAUGGCUCCAUUGUUAGCAUGCAGUUCGAAUGCCGCGCGUCCGAACCCUAACGCGGCUCCCUGACAGCGAUACGUUGACCCCGAAUGGACGACAUAAUCAGCAGACAGUAAAGGCAACAGAUUGUGUCUCUACUUCAAAGUGCACUCUAUCGCCUCGAAAACCACCAAAUUUUGCAGCAUCCCUCCUUGACGGCUUUGCUGGGGCCGCCGAUGCUAGUCCAGUGGUUUCGCUACGUCUUAUGGCUUUGAACUCACAUGCUAAGCGGCUGCUUCACGGCAUCGAAGCCAAGCGGACGGGAAAGAUCACAGCUCAACGGCCACGCAUCAGCGCAGCAGACCGACUAUCCCCACUUAGCAGCCGUUCCGUACCACCACGUCGUAGUCAUCCUGACUCAAUCCGGACAACUGCCUUCGAGAUUCCUUCCUCUUUUCAAGGUCAUAUGACAGUUCAAGCUCUCCAAAUCAAUCCGGGUGCAUUUGUAUCACACCGGGACUUGGGCCGUUCUAGCCUUGCCCCCGAUGAGGUUAUUUUCGGUACGUCGUACAGGCUUUGGGCGACCUUCCAGAACGCUACGCCUUGCAGCCGCCACCUCGGAACCACUGGCGUACCUUCCAUGUCGGCUCUGCCGCUCCAGGAAGGCGCAGUCUGUGUUCUCGGACGGCGUUACGCAGAGUAACGUUGUGCUACAGAUUCGCGAGGACGCCGAAAGCAAGGAGCGGUGAGAAUGCUGGCUGAGCCCCUCGUCCUCCUCAUAACGACGCCGGCCUCACGCGCUUCGCGGUCCUACGGAACUUCUUCUAGAUCCGAUAUGUAAGGCAUAGCCGGGCUGAACGAGAUAUCUCCUUCUAAGCUCUGACACAUCUGUUCGGUGCUUGGUACCUCUUCCAGCCGCGGUCUCAUCGCCUAAUCGAACCAUUGUUCAUUCCGCUGCUUGCUCAAGGCGCAAUAGGGCAGAUAGCAUGGCUCGGCCAUGA